This is a messenger RNA of Sinocyclocheilus anshuiensis, 1226 nucleotides long. Its product is annotated as sialic acid-binding Ig-like lectin 14. The coding region runs from base 55 to 1209 and encodes 384 amino acids. The transcript is spliced from 13 exons. The record is from RefSeq and is a predicted model, not a curated record. NCBI's taxonomy places the organism in Eukaryota, Metazoa, Chordata, Actinopteri, Cypriniformes, Cyprinidae.
GUCAAGGCACAUUAGUCACACUCUAAAAAAUAAGUUUCUAGAGUCCAGUCCACCAUGGAUGUACGGGCAGGAAUUUUUCUCUACUGGCUUCACAUUAUUUGCGCAGGCGUGUUUGCUGAUGUUUGGAAGGUACGUGUAGAGUCUGAAAUGAAGGCUCUGGUCUCAUCUUGUGUCGUGUUGCCCUGUUCAUUCAAAUACCCUGUUCAAGAACAGCCCUCUGAUCGUAUAAGAGCUAUAUGGCACAUGAAGGGCAACAGGGAUGAUAUUAUUUUUCACAAAGACUCUACAAGGGUAAAAGACAGUUUCAAGGGUCGUACAAAACUGAUUGGUUCACUGGGUGGUUUCAACUGCUCCUUGGAGAUUGAUAAGGUCAAAAACCAUGACAACGGCCCGUAUUGUUUCAGGGUGGAAUUAGAAACAUCUCAAAAAGACAAGUACUCCUUUGUGGAAAACUGUGUGUCGAUUAAAAUGAUUGAGCAAGCAUCAAAACCAGAGCUGCAGGCUGAGCAGUCUGUGCAGGAGGGUGAACCUGCAGUCUUCAAGUGCUCUGUCCGGCACACCUGUCCGUCCUACCAGCCCACUCUCACCUGGAGCCACGCUGGAAAAGCCGUCAUGAGCUACAAGGACAUUAGUCAUGGAAACUGGGAAGCAGAGUCUGUCCUGACCUUCAUCCCUCAAAAAGAGGAUGAUCACUCCUCUAUCACAUGCACAGUCAAGCACCACGGGAAUGUCGAGGGCGAAAUGACAGCGACUCACCUUAUCUUUGUGAAAGAACGCGCAACUCUCAGUCACAUCCUCAUUCCAUCCAUCUCUGGUCUUGGAGCUGCUCUUUUAGUUGGAUUACUGUGUUUCUUCAUUGUCAAGAGAUACAAGAAGCGCAUUGCAGAUCUCCAAUCCAGAAAUGACAAUGGAGUGUGGAGUCGACUAUCAAGACUGUCUCGCAGGUUUCGUUCAGAUGAUGGCAGCAGUGGUCCUGGUGGCAGAGAGCAGAGGAGGUCUAUUUGGAGUAGAUUUUCAAGGAGAGGUCAAGGGCAUCAAAUUGACAGGGAUUUUAACAAGGCAAACAACGUAUGUACAGUGUCAGGGAACAAGCCUUUCUCCAAAGCUCGAAUGCCAUCACCAAAGAGUGAGGCCAAAUCACAUUCUGGUCACAGUUACGAUGAUGAUUACACCAACACAGUAGACGUCAACUUGUAUGGAAAUAUCUGAUGAAAAUGCCUCAUUUU